GUUGCUUUGUGGCUGUCAAUUUCCCCCGUGGUCCGAGUAGAUCUCUACAUUUUCAGGGGUGGCGGCUGCUACGACAGCGGAGAGAUGAGGCAGAAGCGCAAAGGAGACCUCAGCCCUGCUCAGCUAAUGAUGCUGACCAUAGGAGAUGUUAUUAAACAGCUAAUUGAAGCUCAUGAACAGGGAAAAGACAUCGAUCUAAAUAAGGUGAAGACCAGGACAGCUGCCAAAUACGGGCUGUCGGCGCAGCCCCGCCUGGUGGACAUCAUCGCCGCAGUCCCGCCUCAGUAUCGGAAGGUCUUGGUCCCCAAGCUCAAGGCGAAACCCAUCAGGACUGCCAGUGGGAUUGCUGUUGUGGCUGUCAUGUGCAAACCCCACAGAUGUCCACACAUCAGUUUUACAGGAAAUAUAUGUGUGUACUGCCCUGGCGGACCUGAUUCAGAUUUCGAAUAUUCCACCCAGUCUUACACUGGAUACGAGCCAACCUCCAUGCGAGCUAUCCGUGCCAGGUAUGACCCUUACCUGCAGACAAGACACCGGAUAGAACAGUUAAAACAGCUUGGUCACAGUGUGGAUAAAGUGGAAUUCAUCGUGAUGGGCGGAACAUUUAUGGCCCUUCCAGAAGAAUACAGAGAUUAUUUUAUUCGAAAUUUACAUGAUGCCUUAUCAGGACAUACCUCCAACAAUAUUUAUGAGGCCGUCAAAUAUUCUGAGAGAAGCCUCACAAAGUGCAUUGGAAUUACUAUUGAGACCAGACCAGAUUACUGCAUGAAGCGGCAUCUCAGUGACAUGUUGACCUACGGCUGCACGAGGCUGGAGAUUGGGGUGCAGAGUGUUUAUGAGGAUGUGGCCAGAGAUACCAACCGGGGCCACACUGUGAAGGCAGUGUGCGAGUCCUUCCACCUGGCCAAAGAUUCUGGCUUCAAAGUGGUGGCUCAUAUGAUGCCUGAUCUGCCGAACGUGGGACUGGAGAGAGACAUUGAACAGUUUAUAGAGUUUUUCGAGAACCCAGCUUUCCGUCCUGACGGUUUGAAACUCUACCCCACCCUGGUGAUUCGUGGGACAGGGCUCUAUGAGCUGUGGAAGUCAGGAAGAUACAAGAGUUAUUCCCCCAGCGACCUGAUCGAGUUGGUGGCCCGGAUCCUGGCCCUCGUACCGCCGUGGACGCGAGUGUACCGCGUGCAGAGAGAUAUUCCAAUGCCCUUAGUCAGCUCAGGAGUGGAGCACGGUAACUUGAGAGAGCUGGCAUUUGCAAGAAUGAAAGACCUUGGAAUACAGUGUCGUGAUGUGAGAACCAGAGAGGUUGGAAUCCAAGAAAUUCAUCACAGAGUCCGGCCAUACCAGGUUGAAUUGGUGAGAAGAGAUUAUGUUGCAAAUGGAGGCUGGGAAACCUUCUUAUCCUAUGAAGACCCAGAUCAGGACAUCUUGAUUGGCCUCCUGAGAUUGCGGAAGUGUUCAGAGGAGACAUUCCGUUUCGAAUUGGUUGGGGGCGUGUCCAUAGUCCGAGAGCUGCACGUGUACGGAAGCGUGGUCCCCGUAAGCAGUCGGGAUCCCACUAAAUUUCAGCAUCAGGGCUUUGGCAUGCUCCUGAUGGAGGAAGCAGAACGAAUAGCCAGAGAAGAACAUGGAUCUGGGAAAAUAGCUGUUAUAUCAGGUGUCGGCACCAGGAAUUAUUACAGAAAGAUUGGCUACAGAUUGCAAGGUCCAUACAUGGUAAAGACACUAGAAUAACACCACACCAGUCCACCUUGAGGCAUCUCCUCCCUGGCAGGAAACAGAUCCAGGAUGUCUUGAAAACUCAGCACAGAGGCUGAGCAAAGCAAAUGGACCUCCCUGAGCCCCUGGCAGGAGGCUCCGCCUCGCCCUGGAGCCUGGAAACCUUGCUUAGGGCUGGGUGGGGCUUCUACUGACCAAGCGCAUGGAGCCUGGACACUCAGACCCCCCCCACAACACCCGCUCCUGCAUGUUCUCAAGACGUCACCUGUUUUCGAGCCUUAACUCCUGUAUCUACUUUCUCAGUUUUGCAUGAGACUUGCAAGUGACCUAACUGUGACUCAGGCAAAGAGACAAAAAGCAAGUUAAUCAACUCAUUUGGACACCACGAUUCAUGAACUAAAACUGGCUAUGUCACUUAAGGAGUAAACUUAGGGGUAGGUUAUUUAUAUAGAGUAUAGACAAAGAGUCGUGUUGGGAUCAUGUGAAAACUGUCAGACAUUGAUCUCUGUCCUGUUACUAUAAUGCGUACGCAUUCCAGCACUAGUUUAAAAAAUGAGCUUUCAUUUUAAA
This is a messenger RNA of Dama dama (fallow deer), 2283 nucleotides long. It is a transcript of the gene ELP3, whose product is annotated as elongator acetyltransferase complex subunit 3. The transcript has 15 exons. NCBI's taxonomy places the organism in Eukaryota, Metazoa, Chordata, Mammalia, Artiodactyla, Cervidae. Gene Ontology annotation, biological process: tRNA wobble base 5-methoxycarbonylmethyl-2-thiouridinylation. Bases 85 to 1728 code for a protein of 547 amino acids. Gene Ontology annotation, molecular function: acyltransferase activity, transferring groups other than amino-acyl groups; iron-sulfur cluster binding. Gene Ontology annotation, cellular component: nucleus; cytoplasm; elongator holoenzyme complex. The record is from RefSeq and is a predicted model, not a curated record.